UUCAGCUGCACUGGGAUCACAUCUCCCUUGUUCUGUCCUCAUCUGUGGAGCUGCGGUCUGUGAGGUGGUGGGAGCCGCAGGCGGGACUCAGGGGGCCCAGGAAACCGGAAAUGGACUCAGUGGCCUUUGAGGAUGUUAAUGUGGAGUUCACCAUGGAGGAGUGGGCUUUCCUGGAUCCCACCCAGAAGAAACUCUAUGCAGAUGUGAUGCUGGAAACCUUCUGGAACCUGGCAUCAGUAGCAUGUAUUUUAGAAGAAAAAUGUGAAGGCCAUGACAGUGAAGAUCAGUAUGAAAAUCAUGGGAUGAGUCUUAGCAGUCAUAUGGUAGAGAGACUCUAUACAAGGAAGGAUGGUAGUCAAUGCAGAGAAAACUUCAGCCAGAUUCCAAAUUAUAAUGAAAAGAAGGAAACUCCUACUGAAAUAAAACAACAUAAAUCUAGGUUGUGUAGGCAAAUCUUCAUGGGUUAUUUAUCCUUGAAUAACCACCUGAGCUCUCACAUUGGACCCAACCUAUACCUGUGUCAGGAAUAUGAAGAAAACCCUUAUAAAUGUAAGGAACCUGAGAAAGCUUUCAAGCAUCACCAACAUAUUCAAAGACAUGCAGGCAGCCCCAGUGGGAAAGCUUUCCACUAUUCAGCUUCCCUUAGAAAUCAUGAAAGGAUGCAUAUUGUUGGGAAACCAUCUGAGUCUAAGCAAUGUGGGAAAGCCUUUAGUCGUCUCAUUUACUUUAAACUUCAUAAAAACACUCAUAGUGGAGAGAAUCCAUAUCAAAGUAAACAAUGUGGCAAAGCUUUCCAUUCUCCCAAGUACUCUCAAGAAAAUGAAAGAACAUACAAUGGAGAAAAGCCCUAUCAAUGUAAGAAAUCUGGUAAAGCUUUCAGUUCCACUUGUCUAAGAAAUCAUGAAAGAACACAUCCUGGUGAGAAACCUUAUGAAUAUAAGGAAUGUGGGAAAGUUUUCAGUUGGCUCAGCUCUCUUGAAACACAUAAAAGAAGUCAUGACAGAAAGAAGCCUCAUGAAUGUAAGGAAUGUGGUAAAACAUUUUCUUAUCCCUCUUUCCUUAGAAUUCAUGAAAGAACUCAUACUGGGGAAAAGCCCUUUGAAUGUAAGCUUUGUGGUAAAGUUUUUUCUUAUUCAACUUCCCUCCAAUAUCAUAAAAGAACUCAUACUGGGGAAAAACCCUAUGAAUGUAAUCAAUGUGGGAAAGCCUUCAGUUCUCCCAGUGACCUCCAACGUCAUGCAAGAAUUCAUACUGGGGUAAAACCCUAUGAAUGUGAGCAUUGUGCUAAAGGUUUCUCUUAUCCAGAUUCCCUCCGAGAUCAUGAAAGAACUCAUACUGGGGAAAAACCGUAUCAAUGUAAGCAAUGUGGAAAAGCCUUCAGGUAUCCAAAGUCCUGUCGAAGUCAUGAAAGAAUACACACUGGGAAAAAGCCCUAUGUAUGUCAGCAAUGUGGUAAGCAUUUUAGUUUUUCCACAUCUCUUAGAAAUCAUGAAAAAAUGCAUACUGGGGAGAAACCCUAUGAAUGUAAGCAAUGUAGGAAAACUUUCAGGUAUUCUGCUUCUCUUCGAAAUCAUGAAAGAAUGCACACUGGGGAGAAAAUCUAUGAAUGUAAGGAAUGUGAGAAAGCUUUCUUUUCUACCAAAUGUCUUAGAGAACAUGAAAAAACUCAUUAUGGAAAGAAGCCUCAUGAAUGCAAUGAAUGUGGUAAAACAUUCCUUUAUCCCUCUUUCCUUAGAAAUCAUGAAAGAAUGCAUACUGGGGAAAAACCCUAUGAAUGUAACCAUUGUGGUAAAGCUUUCUCUUAUUCAACUUCCCUCCGAUGUCAUGAAAGAACUCACAGUGGGGAAAAACUCUAUGAAUGUAAGGAUUGUGGUAAAGCUUUCAGUUUUCCCAAGUCUCUUAGAAAGCAUGGAAGAACGCAUACUGGGGAAAAACCUUAUGAUGUAAGCAAUGUGGGAAACCUUCAGUUUGUAUCACACAUCUUGGAAGACAUAAAAGAAGACAUGAUAGAAAUAAUCUUCAUGAGAGGAGCCGGCCUGGGGCCUGGGGUUGUAGGAGGAGGCACCAGGGUGCAAGAGAAGCCCUUCCCCCAACUUGCAGCCAGUCACAGCUCAGUUGGACAACUGCUCCUCCAGAUUUGGAAGCUCAAAGAAAACGAUGCCAUCUAA
Messenger RNA from Eptesicus fuscus (big brown bat), 2168 nucleotides. RefSeq names its product zinc finger protein 791-like. The record is from RefSeq and is a predicted model, not a curated record. The coding region runs from base 111 to 2168 and encodes 685 amino acids. Gene Ontology annotation, biological process: regulation of transcription by RNA polymerase II. Gene Ontology annotation, molecular function: DNA-binding transcription factor activity; RNA polymerase II cis-regulatory region sequence-specific DNA binding. The transcript is spliced from 7 exons. Lineage: Eukaryota; Metazoa; Chordata; Mammalia; Chiroptera; Vespertilionidae.